UGGGCCUCUCACUGCUGUGGCCUCUCCCGUUGCGGAGCACAGGCUCCGGAUGCGCAGGCUCAGCGGCCAUGGCUCAUGGGCCCAGAGGCUCCGCGAUAUGUGGGAUCCUCCCGGACCGGGGCAUGAACCCGUGUCCCCUGCAUCGGCAGGCGGACUCUCAACCACUGCGCCACCAGGGAAGCCCUGAGGCUGUUAUUCUUGUAUAAGUUUUCUGCCUCCUCCUCCAGUCUGUCCCCGUCUCCUUUGCCAUUGUCAGAAAACCUCCCUCUUAGUAGUUCUCUGUUUCUGGACUGUGGUGGGCUGAGAAACUGAAUAACCACGCCAGUUCGAACUGUGGCUAAAAUAAGAGGAAGUGGGCCUGCAGCAGAAUACAGAGAAUUCACAUAUGAAUGUAAGUGCAUAAGCCUUGGUGCAGAAGUAGCCUCACUGCUUAGAGGCUUUUUUCUUCCUUCCUUUCUAAUUUUCGGUCACGUGGUUAAAUUGCUGGUUUAAUUGUGCUUCAAAGAAGAGAUGGUUAGGGACAUGAGACUGUCUGGAAUAGAAGUGGUCCAAAGAGUUUUUUGAGUGAGAACUACUGCUUGACUGAUUUCCCAUCAAGUUGGGACAAAGGGCAGAAUGAAGAGGUGAGCAUAAGAAAUAUUGAUUUUUUAAAAUAUAUGAUAGGCCUAUUUAGUUUAGGAUAGUAAUUAGGUUACUUGUUCUAUUAACCAACCAAAGACCAGUUAAACAAAAGCACUUGGACUAUAAAAGUCUUUAGGAAAUAACCUCAUCUGGUACUCUGGUUUCCAUGUUGUCAUGAACAUUAUGAAACUGUCUAUCUGGAAGGCUCCCUACUGAUAAUUCUUUUUUUAUUACUCUCUAUAAAUUCUAAUCUUUGGAUUUUUUGUUGUAUUGAGACACAGUGGUUAGGUUCCAAGAUUCUGGUGGACUUUUCAUGUGCUCAUUUGCUUUGCUUCCCGGGAACCAGAGUUUGCUCUGAGUCAUGCGCCAUCUGAUUUAUCUCAGAUCCAGCUUGUGGAGCUCUGACUCAGCCGCGCUUCAGGCCUGAUUGCCCAGCUCAUCUUCUGAGGAAUGGAGGGCAAGGCCAGGACGAGUGUCCUGACACAUUUUUCCCUUUUUCCUCUUGCACUCUCAGGAUCUGAAGAGAACCUCAUUACCGACAGCAGGCAGGUGCGCCUUGCCACGGGGCUGUUCCCCGUCAUCAGCCUCCUGAACCAUUCCUGCAGCCCCAAUACCAGCGUGUCCUUCAUUAGCACCGUCGCCACCGUUCGGGCAUCUCAGCAGAUUAGAAAAGGGCAAGAGAUUCUCCACUGCUAUGGGCCCCACAAGAACAGGAUGGGUGUUGCCGAGAGGCGCCAGAAGCUGAGGUCUCAGUAUUUCUUUGACUGCAACUGUCCCCCUUGUGAACGUGAGGAGCAGGGACCCUCGCAGGGGCCCGGGCGGGAAGCCUUCUGUUGUCACCGUUGCAGAGCACUCCUGCAGGGAGAUGAUGUUCUGAGCUGUGGCAGCACAUCUUGUACGGAAUCAGUCAGCAGAGAUCACCUAGUCUCUCAGCUACAGGACCUUCAGCAGCAGGUGGGGAUAGCCCGGAAGCUUCUCAGAAAUGGCGAACUAGAGGGAGCCAUUCAGCUGUUGUUGGGAUGCCAGCAUGAUGCUGAGAGCUUCCUGUUGGCGGAACACGGCAUGGUGGGAGAAAUCGAGGAUGACCUGGCCCAGGCCUACGCUGCCUUAGGGGACUGGGAGAAGUCAGCCACCCAUCUACAGAAGAGUCUCCGAGUGGUUGAGGUUCGCCACGGGCCAUCCAGUGUUGAGAUGGGCCAUGAACUCUUCAAACUGGCCCAAAUCUUCUUCAAUGGGUUUGCAAUACCCGAAGCUCUGAACACAAUACAACAGGCAGAAAAGGUUCUGCUGGUGCACUGUGGCCCUUGGAAUGACGAGAUCCAGGAGCUACAAAAGAUGAAAUCCUGUUUGUUGGACUUGCCGCCCAUCCCUGUGGGACCCAACGAAUAGGGUCCCAAGGGGACCUUGACCCACAGGAACGGAGCCCGUAUGGGAGGAGUUAAAGAGGGUCUGUUGCUGCUGAGCUGUCGCCAUACAAUACAGGACUUGCCCGACAGUCACAAGCCCCGUGUAUGAGGGGAGGGGAGGGCUUAGAAAGCUUUGCAGUUGGAGACGUUCUCACCUAUUUUGAUGAAUGUUUCUCGAAGUAGCUAACUGCUCUGCAACAAAAACUCCCGGUUCCCAGAAAAAACUUAAAACUGGUAUCUGGAGAGCCUAAGCCCUUUAAAAGGAUUUUAGCUGAUCUGCAGGCAUCUGGAUGUUAGCCUGGGGUUUUGGCUAGAUGCCACCUCACUAAAUGAUGAUAGUCUGUUUCCCUGGAACAUUCCUUUGGUUUCUAGUAGUAGUGAAAUGUUGUGCACCACUCCAGUGGGAACUUAAACUCUUAAUAGUUGUAUUGUAAUUGAAAAAUAAUUAUAAGCAAGAAAUUAGUGAGGCUCCUUACCUCUGGAGAUACAGUUUCAUUUAUGGUACCUAGCUGCCUUGAAUCCUUCGUUAAAACUGGUGGAGUAUAAAUUGUGAAUAGAGAAAUAAAUAUGGGGCCAUUUUAUUGUUGGGCAAUUUCUUCCUAGGAUGGAAACUCUUAAUUUGUUUUCUACCAGUUUUUGAGUCCUUAUUCUCUGGUUUUCAUUCUAUACUCUGGGCAGACUCACUGACCAAACACUGAUAAAAUCAAGCUUGUAGCAUUGACUUUAUAACACAUCGUUUCUGGGUUCUGUUUAUUAGCAAGCCUGAAAAGAGACCGCUUUUUUCUACCUCCCCAAGCAGGCAAAUGAAAUACAGACUGCGUAAUUACUGAGAAGGGAAAAAAUAAAAAACAACUUCAGAAGAUGCUGAGGGUGUGGGCAUUGCUGCUAGCGGUUUCAAGAGACAAUAAGUAGGAAUGAUAGCUGUUGCCUACCCCUAGUCUAAACCCCAUCGCGGUCAGAAGGCCGGGAGACUCUGGGUCCGAGCCCUGGGUGCUCUCUCACCACUGGGGAUCAAGUGGUUCAGAUGAGUUGAGAGUUUGCCCGUGCCGGCCAUGCCCAAGAAGUGGUUGCCCCGGCAUUAUAAUCAGGAACUGAAUAGCCCUGAAGCUGCCUGGCAGUAGCUUUUCAGGAAGCUGAGUGUUCAGAACAUGGUUCACACUCAAAUAUUUGAAUGAAGGGCAGGCAGAAUCGCAUUUAUCUUCCUUUCCACUAACUCACUUUGGCAAGGGCUGUGGCCAAUGAGAUGUUUUGGUAGAGCUAACUCUUUCAAGAAGAAAAAUUUAGUCUUGUGACCAAUUCUGUAGUUCUUUUCCAAACACUUGGCAUGUUUCAUGUUCCUGAAAAAGGAGGUUCUGUUGUACUUUGUAAAAUAGGCCCCCUUCCUUAAAAAGAACAUGUGUAGAAUUUUACAUAGCAUACCUCAUUUUAUGUGAACUUGAGAGCUUUCUUUAAAUGCUCUAUAAAAUAAAGAAUUAUUUCCCGAAGUUACAAACUUCCUCUCUUAUCUGUCUGUCUGCAUGUUAUCCUGUGUUGUCAGGUGACAUGAGCUUGACUGGGGGAUAUCCGUGCUUGCAUUCAAACCUAAAGUCCCGUGUAUUUAAGAGCAUGGUCCACUGAUUGUGGAGACAGGAAAUUCCUUCCCAGGGGGAUUAGUGACCUAGAGUGUAAACCCCACAGAGCAGAGAAUCAAUCCCGACAUCAUACAAUGCAAACGACUACAGUUCUUAUCUCACCUGGUGACUUUCUGCAGAGUUUAGUUAGACCCAGGCU
Messenger RNA from Physeter macrocephalus (sperm whale), 3797 nucleotides. RefSeq names its product SET and MYND domain-containing protein 4. Gene Ontology annotation, cellular component: cytoplasm; nucleus. Lineage: Eukaryota; Metazoa; Chordata; Mammalia; Artiodactyla; Physeteridae. Gene Ontology annotation, molecular function: histone deacetylase binding. Gene Ontology annotation, biological process: heart development. The record is from RefSeq and is a predicted model, not a curated record. The transcript is spliced from 6 exons. The coding region runs from base 1072 to 2010 and encodes 312 amino acids.